Patiria miniata (bat star) is the source of this 3749-nucleotide messenger RNA. Its product is annotated as orphan steroid hormone receptor 2-like. Bases 194 to 2227 code for a protein of 677 amino acids. Gene Ontology annotation, molecular function: nuclear receptor activity; zinc ion binding; RNA polymerase II cis-regulatory region sequence-specific DNA binding. Gene Ontology annotation, biological process: cell differentiation; anatomical structure development; regulation of transcription by RNA polymerase II. Lineage: Eukaryota; Metazoa; Echinodermata; Asteroidea; Valvatida; Asterinidae. The record is from RefSeq and is a predicted model, not a curated record. The transcript is spliced from 15 exons.
AAAUUUUAAUGCGCAGCCGAAAUUUUGUUCCGCUGCAAAAAAUUUCAGGCUUCAAAGAAGGUCACGAACUCUGACCUUUUAAUUCACAUUUCUGCCGUUGUUUUUGCCAAAUUUUGCCUCCAAAAGACUUGUUGGGUCGUAGGGCACCCAUCCCUUCGUCUAGCGAGGUGAAGACAUCUUCUGGCCAGUCGCCAUGGAGAGCACACCAGUCAGUCAGGAGGUAGAAGAGGAGCCUGUCAUGGAGGUUGUGGAACACCAGAUGAUACAGGAAACAGUCACAGAAGAGGUCCCACAUGAGAAUCAGCUGCAAGGUGUCAUGUACAUGGAGCAGGUUCCUCAGAACAGCGGUCAUGAAGUACAGCAGGUCAUUGAACAGGUUUCCCAGGCCAAUCAGAUACAUGAAGUUCACGAAGUUCAACAGGUUUCCCCACAGUUUGUCCAACACAUUGUACAUCAGAUGCCGCCAGGCUCGGUCCAGCAGGUAGUCAAGAUGCCUGGUCACAUGGUCCAGGGACAAACAGUCGGCCAGCUACCAGGCCAACCGGUACAGAUUGACACCUACAAGGUGCAGCAGGUGCAGAUCAACCAACACACAGUGGAGCAGCUGGUGAAAGUAGACCCCCAGGCCACCAUUGAUGAGAUGGCCCUCAAGACGAUGGGCGUGGAUCGCAAGACACCGCAGCGUCCCAUUGAACCUUGCAUGGUGUGCGGCGACAACGCAUCAGGUCGCCAUUACGGAGCCAUAAGCUGUGAGGGCUGCAAGGGUUUCUUCAAGCGCAGCAUCCGCAAGACGCUUUGCUACACUUGCCGGGGCAACAAGGACUGCCCGAUCAACAAGCACCAUCGCAACCGCUGCCAGUUCUGUCGGCUGCAGAAGUGCCUGCUGGUGGGGAUGAAAUCGGAAUUAGUGCAGUGUGAACGGACACCGCUCAAGGCUCGUGGAGAGAAGUCGCCGGGGAACUGCGCCGCCUCCACGGAGAAGAUCUACAUCCGGAAGGACAUCCGGAGCCCGCUGGCAGCCACGCCCACAUUCAUCACAACUGCAGACAGGAGUCCGACCAUCCCCAUGCAGAAGACCAAGCUCUUUGAGGAGGGCCUCUUGCUGAAUGUACAGAACCCCACUGUGGUCUCAGUGGCCUCGACCGACACCACCACGGACCUGAGCACCCUGGCCAGUGUGGUCACGUCGCUGGCUAACAUGAACAAGGCCGGCGAGGCGGGGCAAGCUGGGGACGGCCAAACGAUGGUAUCAAAUGGGGACUCGUCAGCCCAGCAGGGUCUGAACCAACUGAACCAGACACCCAACCAGAUCUCUAAGGCCUUCGACACACUUGCCAAAGCACUCGCUCCUGGAGGGGAAGGCGGGGACGGAAGCUCGGCCCUUGAAAUCAGUUUGUCAGACCAAGCCAACGGCGGCAGCAGCCAAGGGGGCAGCGGGGAGCAGCAAUACAUCAAACUGGACGGCAACAUGCUGAAUGAGAGCCACAUGCAGUUCAAGCUAACCACCCCCUCCCCCAUGCCACAGUUCCUCAACGUCCACUACAUCUGUGAAUCAGCCUCGCGACUCCUGUUCCUAUCUAUGCACUGGGCCAGGAACAUCCAGGCCUUUCAGUUACUGGGCCCUGAAUCCAACGUGACCAUGGUCCAGAAGUGCUGGAGUGAGCUCUUCACCUUAGGCCUGGCCCAGUGCUCCCAAACGAUGGCGCUGUCCACCAUCCUGACGGCCAUCGUCAACCACCUCCAGACCAGCCUGCAGCAAGGUACCGCAGCCAAUUUGUGUGCCGUGCCCCUUGAGCAAGACAAGCUUUCAGCUGAUAGGGUCAAAGCCGUCAUGGAGCACAUCUGGAAGCUUCAGGAGUUUGUCUCCGUCACCACCAAGUUACAGGUGGACUCCAAUGAGUUUGCCUACCUCAAGGCGGCUGUUCUCUUCAGCCCAGAUCAUCCAGGCCUUACAAAUCCUCGUCAGAUCGAGAAGUUCCAGGACAAAGCCGUCACCGAGCUGCGUGCCUACGAGGCCAAGACCUACCCCAACGACCCGGACCGCUACGGCAAGCUCCUGCUGCGACUGCCCGCGCUUAGGCUCCUCAACCCGGGCAUCAUGGAGGAACUCUUCUUCGCUGGCCUGAUCGGCAACGUCCAGAUCGACAGCAUCAUCCCGUACAUCCUCAGGAUGGAGACCACGGAUUACAACGCGCAGAUCACGAUAGCCACCAGCGCCGGUCAGUGAGGGAGGAAUUAAUAACAUGCAGAUGGUGUUAAGAGUGACCACGUCAUGCCUCUUGCUACGCACUGCGGCCAUAUUUUAUUAUAGAUUUCCCGAAAGCCAUUAACUACUGUAUAGGAAAGUCUGUUUAAAGACGGGUCCCCCAAAAGAUGAACCGUUACCUAUAGCAAAGUAGUUGCAUUUUAGGUACCAGACAGUAUUGGUUAUUGUCUGUGCUGUGAUACUCAUGAACUUGUAUUUUCUUUAAGUGGUCGGACUGGUAAGACUGUCAAAUAAAUCUCAAGUCACAGUUUGUACAGAAUAACAAAUACUGACUUCUUGAAUUGGAAGUGAAAGUUAAUAAUGGCAUGACAUUGUUGGUAAAAUUAAUAACAGACAUUUGUCCACUGCAUUUAGAAAAUAAAUAACCUUUUUGGCAAAAUACCCAGAUCAUGAAAUAAAUCAGCUGAAUUUAAAAGUCUUGAAAAAUACUGCAAGUUUCAUAUUGGAAGAUUUAAAAUUUGAACUUUAUCGUCUCGUUUUUUGGUUCAAUACUUGACUUUAAUUGCUUUCUAAAACAGUUUCCUUCAAAUUGAUUUUAAAAUAACCUUGAAAUAUCCAUAAUAACACUGCACUAUUUAGCAUGUUUUGAAGGAUCAAACUAUUUUAUUGUACAUAGGACACCUUUUUUUCUGUUGCUGUAUAUAAGGCUGAUGAGGUGUAAACAAUAGUGCUUUAGGACCCCCUUUCUUUCGGUGGGCUGAAACUCCGCCCACUGCAGAGGAGGGGUUUGUCUUUUUAAAAUCUUUAAAAAGAUUGUACAGUACGUUGUGAAUGUAGUAUUCUAGAAAGAAAACAAAACUUAGGUCCAGAUAUACUUUUUCUUCCUUUUUAAUUUUUUUUUUUUUUUCAAUGUGGACAUCAAAUGUGCGCAUAGAAUUUUUGUAAAACACACCAAAAACGCUGCAAGUUGAUAAAUAAUCGAGCUGCAUUUGUUCCUGUAAAAAUAAAAUAAUAAAUGGUUGUUAUGAGUAGCGUAAAAAUAUGUUAUUUUAGGUUUGAAUUUGUGGAUGUAGGUUGUCACGUUAUUAUUCUUUGAUAACUCUAUGGAACUCAUUUCAGUGAAAUUCGUUCGAAGUCUGACCACACUGUACUUCUCAGUUUUGGGGCUCGAAAAGUCUGUACCUAGUUUAGGUUCUAGCAGAAUACAGCUACUGUUGUGUUAUGGUUUUUAUGUUGUGAAGAUCACAAAAUGUUUAAUUGUACAUCUUGUAGUUUGCAUUUCAACAUUGAGAAGAAACACAGAAACCUCAUGAAAACCUAGCCUUACAUUUUCUAUUAAACCUUCGUGUGUAGUCUGCCAAGUGUAUUGCUUCUGAACACAGACAUUAGCACUUGCAUUACAUUGUGUUACAUUGUAGUCCUUGAUGAACCUAUAAUACCCUGCAGUGUUGGGGCAGCUUUGGGCGGUAUGAGGAGUAACAGCCAAGGUGGUUUAGGGCUAAUGUUUUUUUUUUAGCCCUCCUAUACUUGUAACUAUCACAGU